This is a messenger RNA of Crotalus tigris (Tiger rattlesnake), 2706 nucleotides long. RefSeq names its product methionine adenosyltransferase 2A (gene MAT2A). Gene Ontology annotation, biological process: S-adenosylmethionine biosynthetic process. The transcript has 9 exons. Gene Ontology annotation, molecular function: methionine adenosyltransferase activity; ATP binding. Lineage: Eukaryota; Metazoa; Chordata; Lepidosauria; Squamata; Viperidae. Gene Ontology annotation, cellular component: methionine adenosyltransferase complex; cytosol. Bases 136 to 1311 code for a protein of 391 amino acids. The record is from RefSeq and is a predicted model, not a curated record.
UCCUCGGGUGCUGCAGGCCGCUUUCAGUGUUGCUGAGUCGCGCGCUUUUGAGGCUCUUUUAUUUUUUUAAUUCCCGCCGCUGGACUUGACGCUUCGCUUUUUCUUUUCUUCGGCCUCGCAGUAUUCGCCCCCGCCAUGAACGGUUUCCGGGACAGCAGGAUCGAGGAGGGCACUUUCCUCUUCACCUCAGAGUCGGUGGGGGAAGGGCACCCAGAUAAGAUCUGUGAUCAAAUUAGUGAUGCUGUUCUUGAUGCGCACCUGAAGCAGGAUCCAAAUGCCAAAGUCGCAUGCGAAACGGCUGCAAAGACUGGAAUGAUUCUCCUGGCUGGGGAGAUCACAUCCACUGCUGCAGUUGACUAUCAAAAAAUUGUUCGCGAAACAAUCAAGCACAUUGGCUAUGAUGAUUCAUCAAAAGGCUUUGACUACAAAACGUGCAAUGUGCUGGUUGCUCUAGAGCAGCAGUCUCCCGACAUAGCUCAGGGCGUGCAUCUUGACAGGAAGGAAGAAGACAUUGGUGCCGGGGACCAGGGUUUGAUGUUUGGUUAUGCUACCGAUGAGACCGAUGAGUGCAUGCCCCUGACUCUUCUCCUUGCACACCAGCUGAAUGCAAAACUGGCAGAACUCCGUCGAAAUCAUAUUUUGACUUGGCUGCGACCAGAUUCGAAGACCCAGGUGACGGUUCAGUACAAACAGGAUCGUGGUGCCGUCAUCCCCAUUAGAGUCCACACGAUUGUCAUUUCCAUUCAGCACGAUGACAGAAUUGGACUGGAUGAGAUGAGAGAUGCCCUGAAGGAGAAAGUGGUCAGAGCCGUUGUGCCUGCAAAAUACUUGGAUGAUGAUACUAUUUAUCAUCUGCAACCUAGUGGCCGAUUUGUGAUUGGCGGUCCCCAGGGAGAUGCUGGUUUGACUGGCCGGAAGAUCAUUGUUGACACUUACGGUGGCUGGGGAGCCCAUGGAGGAGGGGCUUUCUCUGGAAAAGACUACACAAAAGUUGACCGCUCGGCUUCUUACGCUGCUCGCUGGGUUGCCAAAUCCCUUGUAAAGUCUGGCCUGUGUCGACGAGUGCUCGUUCAGGUCUCUUACGCUAUUGGAGUCGCCCACCCAAUAUCGGUCUCUAUUUUCCACUAUGGCACUUCUCAAAAAACCGAGCAUGAACUGCUGGACAUUGUGAAGAAGAACUUCGAUCUUCGCCCAGGGGUCAUUGUCAGGGAGCUGGAUCUGAAGAAGCCUAUUUAUCAGAAGACUGCAGCCUAUGGUCACUUUGGUAGGAACAACUUCCCCUGGGAAGUCCCCAAAAAGCUUAAAUACUGAAUAUAUAUGUUGGGCUUCUUUCCCCAGACCUGUUGGUGUACAUUACAGAGAAACCUUCAGGCUCCUUUGCGGGAAAGAGCCCCAGUCCCUCAAUUGGUCCUAUCCCCCUCUGCUCUUAAAACUUGGCACACUGUUCAUUACCAGGAAUCUCAGUCCUCUGGGGACCGCAAAUCGCACUGUGCUUUCUCCUCUGCCUGAUGUGCUUGACGUACAAGUAGAGCCAGUUGAGCCUAGGCACCGUACAAAAAUCCAUAGAGAGAAGGAAGGCUGUAACCAAAACAGUGCUUCGGCCUAACCUUUUGCAUUGCCCAAAAGGCUUAACCUUACCUUACCUUCAGAAAGAAAAAAAAAAAAUCCCAAGAAACUUCCCUUGUGACGUGUAUGCAGUCUGUGGUGGUUUCACUUCUGCCCAGGUGGUUAGAGCAGGGGCAGUGACUGUCGAGGCCGCCUCCUCCUCCAUUGAUUUCCUAGGAGCAGCGGUUGCCCAAGCAGAGAGCCUUGCGUGUUAACACAACUCCUGUUUGGAACUCCCGUGAAGUUCUUACAAGUUUCUUUUAACACAGGCAGUCCCGAUUCGGUGCUUUUAAAUUCCGUCAACAUCACAUUGUGAUCCUUUUCUGCUGCUUCGAGGUUCUUUUUUUUUUUUUAAUCCUAUGCAGUUUUAGCACUAGCCAGACCUCAUUUCCCUCCUUAUCAAAUGGGCACUGGGCAAUCUUGGUAUACUUUAGACAGGUCAGAAGAUUGUAUCCAGGACCUGUAGGCUGCACACUUUGGGCACCUGGUUUUUUUUUUUUUUUUUUUUUUUUGGUUAGAGCCAAGAACUUCAUGUUGCACAAAUUUUUCCCAGUUUACUUUCACAAUCAAGUUCCAAACUGCAUUCUGAAGGAUUGGCGUAGCUACAGAGAAGCCAGUUCCCCUUCAGAGUACACGUGCAAUUGGGAAGGUUGUGGGAAGAUACCUACGUACUUGAAACUUUUUAAUAAUUGCUUAUUUAUUGUGUUUGGGAUGGGGUGUGAGUACAGAGAAGCCCUUGUCUCAAAUGGCAGCUUUUAAACUUUACUUUGACACCAUGAAUUCCUUGACAGUUCCCAGCAUUCCCUGAUAGGCCAAGGUGUCCUACAGAAAAGCCUUGGGUGUAACCUACAGGGGGUCUGGCUUGUGUAAAACAGGGGAGGGCAGUGCUGGGGGACCUGACCUUGGGAGAGGCUAACUUGGUUGGUGUUGUACAGAGAAGCCAGCUUGUUUACUUGCCCAUCCCACGGUCAGCAUCCUAAACAGGAAGUGCCUUUUGCGUUCCACUUUUUUUUUUUUUCUGGGCGUUUUACUACAUAUGUCUGGUUCUUGAAAUUCCACAUUAAAAAACUUAAUAAAGUGCUAGGUUCUAUCUUAAAUGAU